AUGCAUAUUAUGUAUGUAAUAAAGUUAAAGAAAAAUGUUUUCUAGUAAGAAAAUUAAAAUAAAUAAUUUAGAAUUAUUAACAAAGAACCGGAAUUCAGUGCAUACACACAUUUCUGUAUGAGUACGCCUGUGUGUAAGAUUUGGUUUGUAUGGGUAAUUGACAUACGACUCUGGCAACUUUUAAAGAAUUUAAGAAACAAGAGUUACUUGUACAUCUAUAUGUGCAAAUAAACUACUCUGUCGCAGCACUACCACUAAUGCAUGCAGCAAAGCAGAAAACCUGAUUUACUACCUCUUGCUUUUGCAUUUGCAAAGAAAUAAAGACAACAACAAAUUGAAACAUAAGUAGUCAGAAUUCACUCGCAACAGACAGUUGGACGUAUGAUUUGGCGGAUAAACAGGCAGACAGUCGGUGCUUUGGUCGAUCGUGACGAUUUUGGAACAACGUCGUCGUCGUCGUCGUCGUCGUCACUUUGUGCUGAUUGCCUUUUUUUAUUCUUGUUGUUUUGUCUAUUUAUUUAUUCUUUCAACAACAAAUAUUUCAUUGAAAACGGGUUCUCAAGGAAGUAGUUUUUCACACAAGCAGUUACAUACACUUACUUACCUAAGUACGGUCUGGUUUCCACUACGACAUUCUUUGCUUGGUUUGUUUUCUUCAGCAAAUAACACAAAGCAGCGCGUCAUUCAUUUUUUUCACCAAAAAUAACCUAAAAAACAGAAAACAAAAAAAAAUUCAAAUUAAUAUCGAAAAUGGGAGAUUCAACGCCAAUAUGUCGGUGUCGUGUCCUUUAUUUGGGUAGUGCAGUGCCUCGGCAAAGUAAAGAUGGCUUGCAAGGCAUUCAAGAGCCCUUGCGUAGUCUUUACCCCUCCGAAGGUGCAGUGGGUGCCAAAGGCAUCGACUCUUGGCUGAGUGUAUGGUCCAAUGGUAUUCUUUUGGAAAAUGUUGAUGAAAAUCUUAAAGAAAUUACACGGUUCUUCCCGAUUGAGUCACUGCAUUAUUGCGCUGCGGUACGUCAGGUCUUGAUACCGGAACGUGGAAAUGCAAAUCCCGAGCCCAAAUUUCUACCGUUAGAUUCACCCUUUGCAAGGAUGCCUCGUGCUCAGCAUCCGCCCAUCUUUGCUGCAAUUUUACGCCGUACUACUGGCAUCAAAGUACUCGAAUGCCACGUUUUCAUCUGCAAACGCGAGGCGGCCGCCAAUGCUCUAGUCAGGUGCUGUUUUCAUGCGUACGCAGAUAACUCAUACGCCAGACAGCUGGAAACUAGUAGUACGGGCGGAGGAGCGGGAAGCAGUGUUUAUGGUACACUUAAAAGCCAAAUUGGCAGCAAAUCAAAUGGUGACUUAACCAGUGUGGGUCUUGCGAACGGCAGUCAACAUCAUCAUCAUCAUCAUCAUCAUCAUCAGCAAAAUACUGCGUCGUCCGUCAGUCAUACUGGUUGGCGCUCUCGAGCCGAUAGUAUCACUACAUUAAACAGUGUCGGGCGACAGUCAAAUGGCGGCCUCUUAAUCAACGGCGGUGGUGACAGCAAUAGCAGUGCUGUCGAAGGUUAUACCUCCGUUAAAAAUUUUUAUGGCAGUAGUGCGGAUCUAAAUGUGACGGUAGAUGACGGUGAAGCUUCUCUGUACAAUGGUGAUGAAAAUCAUAAGGUGUGGAGCGGUUCACAAGAUCAAUUAGAUAGCAUAGCAUUGGAGAGCCCCUACGACAUGUACUCAGGACACAAUUCGACUUUAGGAAGGCCGGCGCGACUUCGACAAAUUAGCCAACCUAUCGACGUGCCGCCACCACCGCUUAAAAAAGAUAGCAACAAAAAAAAAAAAGACAAGAAAUUACCGAAAUCCUCAAGCAGCCAAAGUUUGUCGGGCACUCUGAUAAGACCAAAGCCCAUACAUCCGGCUACAUUGCAACGACAAGGUAUGCAUUUAGGAGCUCCGAUAUAUGGCCCGUUGCCAGGACCGCCAUUGAUGGGUCGUGGCUAUCAUACAAUUAGCCAUAGAGGCUUUCCACCUGGACCACAUGUUCCCCCUCAUGCAGCAAUGCCGCCACCCUUACAUCCGCAAAUGAUUCAUCCACCCCCACAUAUUGGUAUGCCAAUGCAUGUGCCCGUUGUCAUGUCGCAACAAUAUGCCACAUUGCAGCCAUCCAGUUCUAUGAAAAAGAAGAAGAAAGACAAGAAAACUACCGGCAUACCAGUUGGUAUGCCAAUCGUGCCACCGCUUUAUACCUAUCAUCAAGUUCAGGCGAUGGGCGGUCCCACCCCUCCACCCCCAGUAGCGCAAUCAUUAAUAGGCGAGCCACGACCGCUUUCGAUGUCAAAUCGAAAGCUGGCCGCCUCUAUGGGCAACGGUUUGGAUGAUUCUGGCAACUCGGGUGCUGAAUCUCCAGGUGGUACCGGUAUUUAUCGGCGCAAAGGUCACCUAAACGAGCGAGCUUUCAGCUAUUCUAUUCGUCAAGAGCACCGUUCUCGUUCUCACGGUUCUCUAGCUAGUCUACAAUUUAAUCCACCUGAUAUGAAAAAAGAACGAGAGAUCGCCCAAAUGAUAGCUGGACUCGACUUGAAUGACGGUCCUGAAGAACACCAACGUGCAAUGGGCGCCGCAGCAGCAUCAUCAAUGCAACAGCACAAACACACAAAGUUAAUGAAUGGGAAUGGUGCCAUUUAUGGGAAUGGCGGAUCAGCAGCAGUAAUAGCUGCUGCUAUCUAUGGAAAUGGCCCGUCAAAUAAUUUUGGCAAACCAAGAAGAUAAAUGUUAUACACGCACUGAUAGUAGAUAAACGAAAUUAAACACUAAUGAGUAAAUACUUCAUUCUAAAAGAAAAGAAUGACGACAAGAGACACGAACGAUAGUAUAAACUGCUGACUGCAACCGAGUGUCAAGUUGGCCAUACAAAGUCCAAAAAACCGUAACUUUGAGGAAAAGUAGUUUGCUCGACACUGUAGAACUUUUCGUUUUUAAAUUUAUUUUUCCAUCCUGAGAUUUCAAAUGUUUGGGUUAAAUAUUGCCCGUGGCAAUCUUUGCAACCUUCGGAAGAUAUCGGUGUGAAGUAACCAUUUGGUCUCUGACAUAACAUAGUAAGUUUAUCGUAGUCACCAAUACGUAUGUUAAACAAAGUUACGCUCGUAUUACUUAGUACGGAGUACCACUGGGACAUUAAUUAUUCGUUAACAAUUACUUUUCGGCCGAGUACAAAUUAAUUAACUGUUCAUUGCCUUUUAAGGCUUACCGCUAUUUGGUUUUCUAAUUAUAUUUUCAGUGAAUAUUCCUUGAACGAAAUCGGUGACAAUAUCGUGUUUCUCGGUCACUCAACUGAUUAGGACUAAGAUGAGUAACAAUUUCACAAAAAAUUUAAUUCCUAAUGAAGAUUGAAUAUUGAGAAAUUUCGGCGUAAUAAAUAACUGAUUAAAAUUUAACUGAAUGCUAGGGAAAACGUUCUUAAUCUUUAUCUUGUAAGUUGAAGUUAUCAAGAAAGGAAAGCGUGAACUUUUUCCACCGCGAACGAACUUGAGUGCAAAAAUACUUAGAGUGAAUGUAAAUGGAAAAAUGUUGAAAAACAACGUAUUAAUCUGUUAAAUACAUGUGCUACACGACGAACUGACGAACAAUAUUAUUAUCAUACAACUGCUGUAUAGUUCUUUUUUUAUCAAUGAGUAAUAAGUCUUAACAACUUAGUCUUUCUCCGCAUUUUUAAAUUCUCUCUUCCUCCUGCAUGUACAGUUGAUGACAAGACAAUCGAAAUUUUCUUUAAAGGAACCGCAUUUAGCCUUUUAUGAUUUGCUUUAUUUAAAGGAAGCAUUUGAGAAUUGCACCGAUGUUUGAUUUGUGAUUCUCUGACAAUGUUUUUUCCGCAUGGUUGAAUUUCCGGAACUGCAGUUUAUUGCCCAAAAGAAUUAUUAUGGCUGUUUUAUUGAAUUCUUGCAAGAUGAGGGCUUCUUUGCGAAAGUGUGAAUGCAUUCCCUAAUUUUAGAGCUAUUAACUAUAUGGCAGCUGCAUUUAAUCGACGCGAAUCUGGACGAAUGUUGCCGAACGCUAUUUACGAUGUUCGAAAUCAUUGUACUAAGAGUGCAAUAAUUUUCCUAACUAAAGUACUAAGCUACUUUGAGUUAUGACCUUAAUAACCUCUUCUUACGAAUAAAAAAUUUGUUAUUCAAAGAAAAAAUGCUAUUGUUUUGUCAUGAGCUAUAUACCAAUCAAUUGUGUGAACUUGAGAAUUGUUCAAUAAAUUUAUACAAGUUAUACUGGCCGAAGAUGUAAUCCAAUACAUACGUAUAUAUAUAUGUUUAUAUUAGACACCGAUUCUGGUCAAAAAUAUUGAUUUAAUCAUAUGUGUAUUUAAAUGAAACUGAGAAAAGGAUUAAAACUUUUCUAUUCCAAAAUAUAAGUAAAUAAAGUAAAUAAAUAAAUAGAUAGUAUAUGUAUAUAC
Glossina fuscipes is the source of this 4420-nucleotide messenger RNA. RefSeq lists its product as uncharacterized. The transcript is spliced from 2 exons. NCBI's taxonomy places the organism in Eukaryota, Metazoa, Arthropoda, Insecta, Diptera, Glossinidae. The record is from RefSeq and is a predicted model, not a curated record. The coding region runs from base 751 to 2745 and encodes 664 amino acids.